CUAUACAUUAUGCUCUAAAACACUGAGUCUGGCCUACAACCAAGAAGAGAGAGAGAUGCUCUAAAGCAUGACAGUUCGUUUGCCGUGGUUUGCCGUGUAUUUUGCAAGUAAUAUCGCUUGUUGUCUUUAGAUUCUUGGUUUCGAAAAGCUACUAGUGAAAAUGUUCCGCAAUCAAUAUGACAGUGAUGUGACAGUAUGGAGUCCACAGGGACGUUUACAUCAAGUGGAAUAUGCCAUGGAAGCAGUUAAAUUAGGAUCAGCUACUGUAGGCUUGAAAAAUCAAACACAUGCUAUUCUCAUUGCUUUGAAGAGAGCAUCCUCAGAACUAUCGGCCUAUCAGAAGAAGAUUAUACCAAUAGACAAGCAUAUGGGAAUUAGUAUCUCUGGCUUGACUGCUGAUGCAAGAAUAUUAAGCCGUUAUAUGCGUACUGAAUGCUUAAAUUACAAGUACUCUCAUGAUGACACACUACCUGUGGGUCGAUUGAUUGCAUCUUUGGGAAAUAAAAUGCAAACGUGCACACAGAGAUAUGACAGACGUCCAUAUGGUGUUGGUUUACUUGUAGCGGGAUAUGAUGAUCAAGGACCACAUAUAUAUCAAACUUGUCCUUCGGCGAAUUAUUUCGAUUGUAAAGCAAUGGCUAUAGGAGCUCGUUCUCAAAGUGCUAGAACAUACUUGGAGAAACAUCUGAACGAAUUUCAAUCGUGUGAUCUCGACGAGUUGGUGAAACACGGUCUCAGAGCAUUACGCGAUACUUUGCCUAACGAAGUUGAUUUAUCUGUCAAGAAUGUAUCAAUCGCGAUAGUAGGAAAGGAUUACAAUUUCGCUAUACUCGAUGAAACCGUAACAGCUACUUACCUGUCCCAGAUUGAGGGAGACGAUAAACGUGGCAGGCCUACGGAGCCGAGUGUACAAGAUGAUAGUAGACCUCCGCAGGAUCCACCUGCCGAUGAGGGUCCGCAGGAUCCUCAGGUUGCCAUCGCCAUGGACACAGAUUAAACAAUAAUAUAAAUUCUCUCUCUCUGUCUAUCAUAUACAGUCCAUUCAAAAAUAAAAACUGCAUUUUAUUAUUGAA
Molecule: messenger RNA, 1073 nt
Organism: Odontomachus brunneus
Lineage: Eukaryota; Metazoa; Arthropoda; Insecta; Hymenoptera; Formicidae
Gene: Prosalpha6
Product: proteasome subunit alpha type-1
Exons: 5
Coding region: 161-997 (278 amino acids)
Biological process (GO): ubiquitin-dependent protein catabolic process
Cellular component (GO): proteasome core complex, alpha-subunit complex; nucleus; proteasome core complex
Source: RefSeq, a predicted model, not a curated record